GAAUCACAAGGGCGUCAUAUGGGAACAAGAACUUUAUGAUGGAUUUGAACUUAACAAGCAUACACCUUUCUUUUACUCCUUUGCUGCAGAUGUAAAAAUAAGGACAAAGUUAAUACAUAUACACAAAAACUUAUACAUGUAUAACUAGGAAUACAUGGCUGGCCUCUCAUUUGCAGAUAUAGACGACGCAGAUGUAUUCUUCAACAAGCUGAAUUCAAGAGAAACCCAUUCGCACAAGAAGAAAAAGGAAACAAGCGGCAAGAAGCCAAAAGGGAAACUGGAUAAAUCUCAGAUUGGUCUGCCGUCUGAAUUUAGACAUCUAGGGCAUAUCGGCUAUACUCCCAGCAAGGGAUUCAGUGUUCAGAACUCAAGUCCCGAAUGGAACGGUUUCUUUGAUCAAUUGAAGGAUUUGGGACUUACAACGACGGAAAUCAACGACAAUCAGGAAUUCAUUCAAGAUUUUGUCAGUAAACGAGGCGGUUUCAGUCAACAGCGGCCACAACCACCACCUCCUCCUCCCCGUUCGUCAAACCAAAAGACACGGCCCCCACCUCCUCCUCCUCGAAAAAUAGCCUCUGUUGGUGGUAAGUAAAAGAGAGAAACCGUUUUUGUUGCAAAUAAGACUUAUAUUUUCUGACUGUAGGUCGUCGUCCACCGCCUCCACCACCCCCUUCUCG
Molecule: messenger RNA, 677 nt
Organism: Rhizopus microsporus ATCC 52813
Lineage: Eukaryota; Fungi; Mucoromycota; Mucoromycetes; Mucorales; Rhizopodaceae
Exons: 4
Coding region: 155-592 (145 amino acids)
Biological process (GO): actin filament organization; regulation of Rho protein signal transduction
Molecular function (GO): small GTPase binding
Source: RefSeq, a predicted model, not a curated record